AUGGAAGAAAGAAAUAAUUAUGAUUAUGGAAUCAAAUCGACUUUAGCUCAAUGCUGGGCAAUAUCAGGAGCGUGGUUAUUGCAAAUUGAUCUCGGCAUACAAGUCAUAACCUCCACAAUAGUUAUAGGUGCCUUAGAAAACAACGCGUUCAAAGACAAAAACGAAUUUUUGACCAUAACAAGCGAAGAAGCAUCUUGGUUUGGUAGUCUGCAAUAUUUAUUCACACCUCUGGGAAAUGUUUUUUCUUUGCUCUUGUUGGACCGUAUUGGUCACAAGAAGUGUAUGAUAAUGACAAACAUACCGUGCCUAGUAGCUCAGGUCAUACUGUAUUACGCCAAAAAUGUAGAAAUGCUGUACGCCAGCUCAAGUCUGAUGGCCCUGAGCAUAGGGUUUCUGAAGGCCCCCAGUAUUAGUUACACCGGGGAAGUAUGCGAGCCGAAACUAAGAGGCACCUUGACUUCGUCAAUGAACGUAUUUUACUAUGUGGGAACCAUAAUAUUGACUAUGAUGUACAGUAUUACCAAGAAAUGGAGAUUAACGGUGAUAGUGGCAAUGGUGUUUCCAAUUUUGACCAUUAUUAUAUUAUUUACGGCACCGGAAUCUCCGAUGUGGUUACUGGCCAACGGAAAACAUUCAAAAGCACACCGAAAUCUCCUCAGAUUGAGAGGAAAAGUAUCGCACGAAAAAUGUGAAAAUGAAUUUCAAGAAAUGAUUAAAUACAAUGUGCCUGCUAAAAGUGACAAACCGAAUCAUAACAAUAAUACAAAUGCUUGGAAACAACUUUUUAAGCCUGAAGUACUAAGACCAUUUCGUUUAAUGAUGCUGUAUUUCUUCUUCAAGAGUUUAUUUUCUGUAUUAACAUUAUUACCGUAUUUAGUAUCAAUAUUUAAUAAAUUUGGCGCACCCGUAAACGUGGAAUGGACAAUAUCAUUUACGAUGAGUCUUUGUAUAGCAGGCAGUGUAAUGGCAGUUUUUCUAAUACGUACAUUGGGAAAACGAUUUCUAACGUUAUUUGCAUUAUCGGUUUGCUCCGUUUGCUAUAUAAUAUUGGUCUAA
This is a messenger RNA of Macrosiphum euphorbiae (potato aphid), 1056 nucleotides long. The record is from the annotation of a GenBank genome assembly. Lineage: Eukaryota; Metazoa; Arthropoda; Insecta; Hemiptera; Aphididae.